GCGACCUUCUUUAUUAAUGACUGCGGCAAAGCGCCCCCGGGCCGGUGAGGGGGCGCGGGCGGGCGGGGGCGCGCCAGGGCUGCAACUUGCCCCGCGGGCUCUGGCCGCGCGGAGGGUCUGCGGCGGGAGACAGCAGUGGUGGGGAGGUCGUUCCGCCGGGGAUGGGCGUUCAGAGGACCUGGAGCUAUCUGCCCUCCUGUCGCCCUGAGUUUCAUUUUGUUGAUACGCAGCACGUCCGGCCGCCGAACCGGGCUGAGCCGGUGCACAUGACUCCGCGCUGGGCUCACGUGCAGCCGGUCCGGUCCCAGACACCUUCCGGGGGCCACCGCCUCCGCCCUGUCGCCCCCUCUCUGGGUUGGGUGCACGCGGGCGCUGCACGCGGGGGCAGCAUGCUUAGCUCCCGGGCGCGGAGGCUCUGCACAAAUUAAACACAGUGUUUUGGAGGGGCGGGGGACACCCUUUCCAGGUGAGUAUGCCGGGUGUGCAGCCCCGACGUACCGGGCGGGGGCUGGGGUCGGGGGCAGCCCCCCCCCCCUUCGGGGCUGCGCGGGAGACCGGCGGGGGAGAAGCGCUAGGAGAGUGGAAAUGUACCGGCUGCGGCCGGAGCGGCGGGUGCGCGCCCGCGGGGCGACGGCAGGGGGCGUGGCCCUUGUUUACCUUCUCCCAACUCUGCCGGUUCGCGUCCCGCUUCGGGGACGGUACUGCAGUCCCCUGCCCUCCGCCUCCGUCUCUGCCCCGUGGGUGGUACCGGGAAGAUGUAGGCAAGUGGCAGUCUCAGCCCGGGACAUACACACCUGACCCUCAAAUAAGUGGCACUGCAGCCCCAGCCCCCACCAAGCACCGCUGCAGUCCCUCUCCCGGAUCCCCGGCCGCGCCCCGCCCCCGGCAGUGGCAUCUUCCCGGCCUCACCUCCUUCCUCCCUCUCUCCCUCCCUCCUUCCCACCCACUCGCCUGCGCCUGCGGAGCGGCACCCGCCCGCUUCCUCCCCGCCUGGCUGCAGACUUGUGGCUCCCUCCGGUCCCUUCCCGCCUAUCCCUGAGCUUAAAGACACUCUAGUCUCCAGGCCAAGGGAUGAGAAGGGGUCAGCUUGGCGACUCGUAGCUGUUAUAUCAGAAGGUGGGGAUGUCUGCUAGACAGGAAGGCUUCGCUGUGGCUUCCAGAGGCCCAGGACACCCCACACACAACCAGUCCCCCGCCACACGUAGCUGCCCACUUCCCUAGAGGCUCGGCUCCUCUUACCGGCUUCACCUAAAGCCCUCCCCACGCCCCAGGCGUCAGGUCCGCCGCCCCCGGCCCGAACCGCCUCUUGCCCUUCCUUCGCCUGGGCCGGAGCCCCCCACAGCCACCUCCGGCUCCUCCUCCCGGCUCCCGCGGUCGGAAUCACGCCGGCGCGCCUUCAGCCUGCGGUCCCGCGGACUGCCUCCAGGGGCAGGCUGGAGGCACGCGCCACCCCUCCUCCCAAUCUCCGUAGCCUCAACCGCGGCCCAGGACGCUUUUUUUUAACCACCUUGGCUGCAGGUCUCUUGUGCCAGGGGCUGUUGGGGGCGGGAGGGACCGUGUUUCCCUGUGCCCUGAGCCAAGGGCAUGCUGCGCCGGGCGACUCUGGUCUCUGCAGAUUUCCAGACUUUGCUCCCGCGCUUAGCACCCCUCGCUCAUCCACUGCGGAACAUAAAGUUUUACCCAGAGGCUGAGUUUUGUAGGGGGUUAUAGGGAGGCUCCUUGUCUGCACUCACAGCGGCGCUGAAGAGGAUUGGGGAGGGGCUGAAAGGGCAGGACUGGCCAGCCGCCUUUCCUUUGUUGGAAAGGGGAGGAGCCCUGAGUUUUGAGCCUAGACUGGCCGUCAGGAUGUCCCCUUAACGUUUCUGUUUGCAAACAAUCAGGGGCCCAGGUGGUGGUACGGCUGCCUGGCCCCUCCUCUCACAGUGGCAUUAACUCCCUCCCUUUACUGGUAAAAUUCCCAGUAGGACAUUUGGCAAAGGGGCCGUGCAAGGAGCUGCCAACCGGGCCUGGCCCUGUUUCCUGGGUUCCCAGGGUGCUGGCUUCUCCCCUACCCUGACUUCCUCUCUCACCUUAGGGCCCCAAGUGAACGAACCAUCCCUCCCGUCUCUUCUUCCUCAGGCGGGUUGGGACUUGCAAAGCGAUCUAACAAGCAGAGGAGGAAAAUAACAACAGAAUAACUGUAAGGGGAAGGAAUGAGUAAUAAAGUGGACCCAGGCAGGGAGGAGGGCUUUCAUGUUUAAGAGACGCUAUUUGCUUUUUAGGUCACAGGCUGCAAAACAGGCUUUGAUCCGAAGUGGGCGAAUAAUUUAUUGAGAAAGUUUGCAUGGUAGGGGAAAAAAGGGGAUGUUUGUUUGAUCUGGAGUCCUCAGCGUUGUCCCAAGUGCUGUUGGGUGUUUGGAGUGGAAAAGCAUUUGGUUCUACAGCAAAUCCCUCACAGAGGGAAGUCCUUGCCCCAGGCAGCAAGCCUUGCACUGAAUGUUAGUUUUGAAACUGUUUGGCCAAAGGUCUCUCCAGCACUUUUGGACAUGAAGUGUUUAAGGACAAAGUUGUUUGGACUUGGGAUGCAGCAAUGUUUCCAGAACAUUUCCCAUCCAGCAUGCUUUUCCUUUGCCUAAAUUGCUCAGCUAAAUGGCCAGUAACACUAAUCCAAGAGAGCUUCCACUUGGCUUUCAUUGGCAGGUGAGGUGGGACUGCUGGUCCCAGCCCCCAAGGUGCACCCCAGAAUUUUGAGAGUAGGCCUUUGACACUGACUACCACAUCUUUGAGGUAGCACUGGUGGGGGGGUGCGAGCUGGGUGUUCUGGCUAACUGGAGUUGCUGGUGACAGGGAGGAGGUUAUCUUAUACCCAAGACCCGGUUCAGUGACUUCCAGUCCAAAUUCUUCACAACUCAUCCAGCAAGCUCUUCGCAGACCUCACAGUUAGUUCUACCUUUAGGUGCUCCAGGGCAAGGUCAGGAUUGUGGGGAGGAGUUACCCCUGCCCUGCUUUGUCUUCCAUCCACAUAGGACCCUGACUGUGUGGCUCAAAGUUUAGGAACCCAGAAAGGUUCUCAGAUAACCCAUAGGAAUCUGGGGUACCCCAGCCACACUCUGGGCUACAACAGACCUGAGUACCAGCGGGAGGUGGUGGGGCGGGGUGGGGGGCAGGGUAUACCACCUGGCAGUCAGAUAACCUGUAUUUGAAUGCUAUAGCUUUGCAGUCACCAGCUGUGACAGUUGCUUUGUUCCUCACUUUCUUCAUCUGCAAGUGGGGUUAAUAACAGUCCCUACCCCAUGAUUGGUGUAUGGAUUGAGCAAUAUAUUGCAUAAAGAAGAUUAAACCCAAAGCCAGGCAUGUGGUAAGCACUUGAUUAGUAUUGGCCAUUUUUACUAUUAUUAAUGAUCUGGAGAGGGCCCAGAUAUAGCUUUGACCUUUGAUCUCUCCCCUUUAGGCUAGGCCAGAGAGCCAGCUCCCUUCCCUGAAGAAGGGCUCCGAAGGACCCUGCAGUGGCCAAUGGGCAGCCGUCUGUGGGAGCGAGCGGACUGAGCUUUGCCCUCUCUAAGGUGGAGGGUAGGGUGAGAAGGUGCAGAAGGACAAAGUAGACAAAGCCCCUUUCAUUCUUCCAGGAUCCCCUAGGGUCACCAGGAUAUAAGGGGAAACCCAGGGCUCGGCGCAAACAGACUUGUUGGAGUGGGUGGCAGUGACAGGCGCCCCAUGGGAUCCCAAGCAGAGGUGGGGACCCCGGUUGGCCAGCAGCUGGACUGAGCAGCAGGACUUCUCUUGACUGACACUGGCUCCUUGCCCUUUGCUUCGGGCAGUGAGGUGGCCCAGGUUCCAGACAAACAGGAAAGUGAUUGGAAAAUGCUAUGGGUCCUGAAUCCCAGAUCUGUUCUCGCAUUAGGACUCAGCUACUGACUAGCUGUGAGACGCAGGGUGGUGAACAAGCCCCUUGGGGUGCUCCCCUCCAAGAAGAGACAAAAGCAAGCCCUGCCACCCUGGACUCUGUGGGAUCCAAGGAAAUAGUGGGUGGGAAAGCGCUCCCCACAGGCAAGAGUUGACCCUGGCACAAAGGCAGCUCAGUGUGGGCUCAGGCAUUAAGACCACAUGGAUUCAAAUCCCAGUUCAGCCAGUUGGAGUCGGACAAGGCCCUGUGCCUCGGUAGUCAGGGAAGCCAAUGGCUUGGAGCUUCUGGGGGUGUUAAGAUCAUGAGCAGAGCCAGUGUUGUUAGAGGAAGGAGUUCAGUAUGGGGAGCUGCUCAUCCUACCUUGAAAUAAAAUCCUGUAGUUGAGAUAAAGGUGGUUAAUGUUAUUAUCUGGAGAAGGACAUUGCUUGAAGGAGGGCAGCCCAGCCUAGGACCAGUCCCCCUGGGCCGGGCGUGUCUCAGGAACCCAGCUUGGAGCGUCCCUCCUCCUAUGUCCUUUCCACACCCCUCUGGCCACCACCCUCCGAAUGUUCCUUCAGUGCUAUCUGAGCUGGCUUGUCUCUAAACUCAGGUGGCAUGGUCCCUCUGGAAGAAUCAGUCUUGUUUCCCCUUUCUGCAUCUCCUCUAGGGUGGGAGUGGAUUCUCUGGACGACCUGAGUUGCCUUGAGCGGAAGCUAGGGCUGAGCAGGCCCUAAUCAUUGUUCUGGGGCCACUGACUCCCUUGCCCUCCUUCUGUCAUCUUUGGCUGGACUCCUGCUCAUCUUGGGGCUCUGGAUUCAGGAGAUGGAAGAGAAGAGGCGAAAAUACUCCAUCAGCAGCGACAACUCUGACACCACUGACAGUCACGCUACAUCUGCUUCACGAUGCUCCAAACUGCCCAGCAGCACCAAGUCGGGCUGGCCCCGGCAGAACGAAAAGAAGCCUUCAGAGGUCUUCCGGACAGACUUGAUCACAGCCAUGAAGAUCCCAGACUCCUGCCAGCUCAGCCCGGAUGACUACUACAUCCUAGCGGACCCAUGGCGACAGGAAUGGGAGAAGGGUGUGCAGGUGCCCGCUGGGGCAGAGGCCAUUCCAGAGCCUGUAGUGAGGAUCCUCCCGCCGCUGGAAGGCCCCCCUACCCAGGUGUCCCCUAGCUGCUCUGAACUUGGCGAGGGCUCCCAGCCUGAUUGGCCUGGGGGCAGCCGCUAUGACCUGGACGAGAUUGAUGCCUACUGGCUGGAGCUCAUCAACUCGGAGCUCAAGGAGAUGGAGAGGCCAGAGCUGGACGAGCUGACGCUGGAGCGUGUGCUAGAGGAGCUGGAGACCCUGUGCCACCAGAAUAUGGUACGGGCCAUCGAGACUCAGGAGGGGCUGGGCAUCGAGUAUGAUGAGGACGUUGUCUGUGACGUGUGCCGCUCUCCCGAGGGCGAAGAUGGCAACGAGAUGGUCUUCUGUGACAAAUGCAACGUCUGCGUGCACCAGGCAUGCUACGGGAUCCUCAAGGUGCCCACGGGCAGCUGGCUGUGCCGGACAUGUGCCCUGGGUGUCCAGCCAAAGUGCCUGCUCUGCCCCAAGCGAGGAGGAGCCUUGAAGCCCACCAGAAGCGGGACCAAGUGGGUGCACGUCAGCUGCGCGCUGUGGAUUCCUGAGGUCAGCAUUGGGUGCCCAGAGAAGAUGGAGCCCAUCACCAAGAUCUCGCAUAUCCCCGCCAGCCGCUGGGCUCUGUCCUGCAACCUUUGCAAGGAGUGCACGGGCACCUGCAUCCAGUGUUCCAUGCCUUCCUGCGUCACAGCGUUCCACGUCACAUGCGCCUUUGACCAUGGCCUGGAAAUGCGGACUAUCUUAGCAGACAACGACGAGGUCAAAUUCAAGUCGUUCUGCCAGGAGCACAGUGACGGGGGCCCCAGGGGGGAGCCCACUUCCGACCCCGCGGAGCCCAGCCCGGCUGGCGAGGACCUGGAGAAGGUGACCGUGCGCAAACAGCGGCUGCAGCAACUGGAGGAAGACUUCUACGAGCUGGUGGAGCCGGCCGAGGUGGCUGAGCGGCUGGAGCUGGCUGAGGCGCUGGUGGACUUCAUCUACCAGUACUGGAAGCUAAAGAGGAAAGCCAACGCCAACCAGCCGCUACUGACCCCCAAGACCGACGAGGUGGACAACCUGGCCCAGCAGGAGCAGGAUGUCCUCUACCGCCGCCUCAAGCUCUUCACACACCUGCGGCAGGACUUGGAGAGGGUUAGAAAUCUGUGCUACAUGGUGACGAGGCGCGAAAGGACGAAGCAUGCCAUCUGCAAACUCCAGGAGCAGAUAUUCCACCUGCAGAUGAAACUGAUUGAACAGGACCUGUGUCGAGAGGGGUCUGGGAGGAGAGCAAAGGGCAAGAAGAGCGACUCGAAAAAGAAAGGCCGCGAGGGCCCAAAGGGCAGCCCUGAGAAGAAAGAGAAAGUGAAAGCGGGGCCUGACUCAGUCCUGGGGCAGCUGGGCCUGUCCACCUCUUUCCCCAUCGAUGGCACCUUCUUCAACAGCUGGCUGGCUCAGUCAGUACAGAUCACGGCGGAGAACAUGGCCAUGAGCGAGUGGUCACUGAACCACGGGCACCGUGAAGACCCCGCUCCAGGGCUGCUGUCAGAGGAGCUGCUGCAAGAUGAGGAGACACUGCUGAGCUUCAUGCGGGACCCAUCACUGCGCCCUGGGGACCCUGCCAGGAAAGCCCGGGGCCGCACCCGCCUGCCUGCCAAGAAGAAGCCACCACAGGAUGGGCCUGGCUCACGGACGAUUCCAGACAAAUCCCCCAAGAAGCCCUGGGGCCAGGAUGCGGGUUCCGGCAAGGGGGGGCAAGGGCCAGUGGCCCGGAAAGCAACACGGCGAACGCCUUCCCACCUGCCAUCUAGCCCUGCAGCUGGGGACUGUCCCAUCCCAGCAGCCCCCGAGAGCCCCCCUCUGGUCCCCGAGACCCCGGACGAGGCAGUCCCAAUGGCUGCUGACUCGAAUGUCCAAGUGCCUGGCCCUCCAGUGAGCCCCAAGCCCUUGGGCCGGCUCCGGCUGCCCCGUGAAAACAAGGGAACCCGGAGAUCGCCAGGUGCCAGGCCUGAUGCUGCGACAGGACCGCCCUCUGCUGUGGCCGAGAGGCCCAAGGUCAGCCUACACUUUGACACUGAGACUGAUGGCUACUUCUCUGAUGGGGAGAUGAGCGACUCAGAUGUGGAAGCUGAGGACAGUGGGGUGCAGCAGGCUCCCCGGGAAGCAGGGGCUGAGGAGGUGGUCCGCAUGGGGGUACUGGCCUCCUAAGUCACCCCUACCCCAUCCUGGGCCCUGCCCUGGUCCUCCCAUGAGGCCUCAGCCCAGUCACAACUGCCAUUUCCUAUCUCUGCUGAGUGUCUCAGACCCUUGAGACUGCCACUCUGUUGUGGUUUUAUUUUUAAUAUAGAGAGAGUUUUGAAUUCCACACUGUUGUCUUUCCUCUGUGCUGGCCUAGGACAGUAGGAUUCCUUCCACGGCUCUGGCCGCAAGGACCAUCGCAGGUCCUGGGCACUGUCCCUGCCUUGGCAGCGCCCCGCCCUGGCCCGCACAGCCUCGCCGGGCUCCUGGCUAGAUAUAGGCAAGGUGGGGAAGAGCCUAGGACUCCAGCCCGCUGCCACUGGGUGACACAGACCGUCGUUUGGGCAUUAUUUCAUGGCAGAUGGGCCAGCCCAGGGCCUGCCCCGCCUUGCCCCCAAAUCCUACUGGGGUCCAUUUGGGGGGUCCUGCUGCACUCCACUGAUCCCCGAGGAAGUCUAAUAAGUGAUACCCAGCCAGAGUCUACUCACUGUCACAAGCACAACGAGCUUAUACAAGAAAGCACUGAGGGGGCGCAGAGGGCCCGCUGGUUCCAGAGGAACCACAGCUGUUCCUGAUCAACCCACAUCAUCUGAGGCCUGCCCGCCCACCCCGCGACCCUCCUCUCCCUUGCUGCUCCACCCCUGCCAGUGCCCAGCCCGGCGGCUCGGAGAAAGGGUUCCUGGAACUCUUCCUGAGCUGUGCCAUUUACUCAGGGGACUCCCAAACAGCCAGCCGCCAGUGCCGGUGGAGGGCUGCAAGGGAGGGCCAGUGCCCAGACAGGGGUGUGGGGCUCAGCCUCCCCCACUUAGAGAAUUGCUCUGGGGCUCCAACUUCCUUCCUUCCUUCGGGGCCAGUCUCGGCCCAAGUCUGGUCACUCCCAGACAACUGACCUGACCAGACCAGACCGUUUGCCUUUUCAAAUUUUCCAGUCCAGCUAAGAGACGAGCUUCUUCCUCAGUUUCCUUUUGGAAACUCCUCCUUCCAACAAGCAGUGGGAUCCCGGGGCCUGGGAUAGGGUUCAAGUCUUGCUGAAUGUUCCUGGUUCCUCUAUUCCUAUGAGCCGUGACCCCCUCUCCUGGCUAUGCCUUCCCUCCCCACCACCGACCCGCCUGCCACCUUUUCCGUUCCACCCUCUAGGUCCCAGGUAGUUGCUCUGAAGAGUUUCAGUGGAGAGGCCCCAGGGUGAUAGCUCAGGGAACAAACAAACAAGGAAUUCAGUGAAAACAUGGCUUUUUUUCUUUCAUGAAUUACUCCUGGGUCACUUCCGCCACUGGUGAAGCUAGAACUUCUCCAACAAGAACCUUGCAAAAGUCCAGUGAAUCAGUCGAAUCAUUCUAUGGAUGCCAAAGAAUAUUUUGACCAUAACACAGCACAGCCUGGACCUGACAACUUGUCACUUGGACUUUUUUUUUUUUCUUUUAAUGGAGUUCUUUAGCAACAAAGUGUAGAGAUGUGUUCAUUGCACACACCCAAGGAGACGAGCCUGAGCUCUUGGAAACGGAUGCUGUUCUGCUGCUGCUCAACUGUUCAAAUUGGGAAGCGGGACCUAGCAUUGGAUUUCAGGUCCGGGGCUGGGUCCAACGUGAGCUUUCCCAAACUCAGACUCACAGAGGGGGCGAAGAAUCCUGACCGCAAAACCAGCGUGGCAAAAGUCUUUACCAUGUGGUUCCCCUGACACAGAUACACAACCUGCAAAUCAGCGGGAUGGGGAGCAGCUUGACCACCCACCCCUGACUCCGGAACUUUCAAGGUACGACAGCGGCAUUGUCAUCGACACUCCGUUUCAUGUGGGAAUUUUAGCAAAAUAGGAAGCAAAGAUAGGACUCCGUUCAGAAGAUCAGGCAAAUUGGUCCAGGUGGAAUGGAUUCAGGACAGGCUUCCAGGAUUCUGGGCAUUGGGGUGGCACAAGGUACCAUGUAGAGUUGAGUCGGCCUGCCUCCUUGGCAGUCACGGCCAGUGCAGUGUCCGCACCGGCGCUCCAAUCCCUGUUCUCUGUUUACUGCCUUUGAACAGCCCUCCUUCCCCGUGCUUUGGGUCACAAUCUUGUCUGUACUGGAUUGCCCGGUCUGACCUCGCAGGAAGCCAGGGGACGAGCUUAAAGAACAACCAAACUCUGCCGGGGGUGGGGGUGGGGUGUCAGGAAUGGCUCAGGCCCAGCAGACUCAGCACUUGCCCCCUCACCCAUUCAUGGGUUCCAAGGCAGAGUCUGGGCUCCCGGGGGGCAGGAGAGAACUGGGCAGAGAAUGUAGCGUGGCUGGCCAGGGUCUGGUCUGGGUAGGCCAGGCAGGGGGCAGCCAGCUCUCUUUGGGGGGCCUCUGCCCAGGUUGGCCUCUUGAUUUUCUUCUGUGUUGGCUUUUGACUUUGGACUGGACUCUCCCUGGGGCCAUGUCCUGCACAGGGAUCUAUCUGUUCGGCCAGCUGGUGAGGGAAGUAGGGGGCCUUCACUCCUAGGCCAGGCCCUAGAGCUAUUCUUGCCGGGCAGCUGUCCACCUUUAGGGCACCCAGCAAGACUACGCAGAGGUCAAGGAUGCUGGUCCCCACCACUGUCAUUUCCUCCAUUAGCCACAGCCCCUUCACUCUCUCUCUGGUCUACUGCUCACCAUGUGGACAGCUUUGCCACCCCUGGUGUUGAGCUCGGAAGCAGGGAAGAAAGCAGGAGGCCUUUUGCAGGCCAUAGGCCGAGGCAGAGCCCAUGCUUGACCACAUCUGUCCCCACUCACUGGCCCUCUUCUGGGAGGGAGAAGCUGCUCUGUUACUCAUUCUGUCAUUCCCCAUUUUCCCAGUCCAGGCUGCACAGCUCCACCUUCCCCCUUUUCACAGUGAGAAAAGGAUAAGUUGCAAGGAAAGUAUUUUUAUGGAUCAUAAAUGUAUUUUAAAGUGACUAAGGAGAAGAAAGGUAGAAGGCUUUAUUUUAUUAAAUGAGCUCUCUGACUUUGUGACAGUGUGUGAGCGUUUGUAAUAUGAGGGUCUCGAUUUCCUUCGAGAAGCCCCCGAGGUUUCCACACGUGGGUGCCGGGCUAUAGGUGUGUGCGUCUGUGCCAGGGCACAUCUUCUGUGUCCUUGUGCAUGCGUGUUUGUGUGUCAUGUAUGGGCACGUUGUGGGACUGGCUGGGGCAAUUUCUAGAGAAUCACCUGUGUGCUACUAACAGACGUUGGCAGCAGCCAAACUUGGCAUUUCCUUGCUCAUGGCCAGAUGUGGCCAGCCUCUGCCCACGCCCAGAGCUCUGCAGAAUGGUCCGGAUGCCUGUCACAAGGCCCUUGGGGAGGCCACUUCCCACACCCCUGGCCCAGCUGGCCACAUUGGCCAAAGAGCCAGGGCUGGAGUCUGGGACUUUUGGUUGUUCUUUAAGGCACUUCCUGCCACCUUGUCCCUCAGACACACAAAACACUCUGUGCUCCGCAAACGACUCGGGGUGGGGGGAUGAUAUGAAUGUCACAGGAGGCGACACCUUCUGUCCUUGUUUCAAAGAAAGUGAUGUGCCAUUUGUUAAUAUACAAGAGAAAUAUUGAAAAUAUAUUGAAAAGAGCAAUUUUAAAUUAUUUUUGGCUUAUGUUGCAAUAUUUAUUUUCUUGUAUUAGAAAAGAUUCCUUUGUAGAGAAAAAAUGUAUUUUUCAUUAACGCAAAGACCUAUUUCUCCUUUUUGUACAUUGUCCACGUUCGCUCCCCUUAACGAGCAAUAGAAUGUAUGGCCGCCUCGCCGCGGCCAGUGCCCGCGUGCCCUGCAUGAUUCCGUGUUGCCGCUGCUGCGUAGCUCCCACUCCCAUCCUGUCCUGCUCACUCAUGGGGCUUUCUGGACCCGGGCUCCCACCAGGGCCAGUGUCUCAAGGAGCCCUUUGCACUCCUCGUGUGUUGGCAAACGCAGUUAAUAAAGCAAUGUUUUCUGUGC
This is a messenger RNA of Enhydra lutris kenyoni (northern sea otter), 11082 nucleotides long. Its product is annotated as jade family PHD finger 2. Gene Ontology annotation, biological process: regulation of transcription by RNA polymerase II. The record is from RefSeq and is a predicted model, not a curated record. The transcript has 13 exons. The coding region runs from base 4685 to 7165 and encodes 826 amino acids. Lineage: Eukaryota; Metazoa; Chordata; Mammalia; Carnivora; Mustelidae. Gene Ontology annotation, cellular component: histone acetyltransferase complex.